Molecule: messenger RNA, 3578 nt
Organism: Megalobrama amblycephala (Wuchang bream)
Lineage: Eukaryota; Metazoa; Chordata; Actinopteri; Cypriniformes; Xenocyprididae
Gene: fosl1a
Product: FOS like 1, AP-1 transcription factor subunit a
Exons: 4
Coding region: 345-1433 (362 amino acids)
Biological process (GO): regulation of transcription by RNA polymerase II
Cellular component (GO): nucleus
Molecular function (GO): RNA polymerase II cis-regulatory region sequence-specific DNA binding; DNA-binding transcription factor activity, RNA polymerase II-specific
Source: RefSeq, a predicted model, not a curated record
UAUUUAUAUUCUCGUGAACAUUCGGAACCACCAGUUUGGCAGAAAAACAGAACUGUAUUUUAUAUAUUCUUAAUCUUUAUUUUUUACAUAUUAUCUAUCGCUGCCUGCAAUAUGAACAUUGUGAACGCUUUCAGAAACCUAUAAACUCCCCCAGGUGUGUCGUAGUGGAUUCUACCGCUUUCCCGCAAUAAGGUGGAUUUUUAACUUGCUUUUGAAUUUCGCUUGAACUGUCAGUGAUAUAAGUAGGAGGAACCGUUUUGGGAAGCAGACCCAGAAAAGAAACACAGAGUUUCACAGAUUUAGUCGUCAGUUUCUUUUGGAUUACUGAAGAGUCAGCGGCAUACAUGUACAACUACGGAAACCUGGGCAGAGGAAUCGAUCGGACCUUCCCAGAUAGCGCCUCUGGAUCAGGCUCGAACUCUGCAUCUCUCGCUACAACCGCUGUCACAACUCAACAACAACAACAACAACAACAACAACAACAACAGCAGAAGUACUCUGUGGCAGGAUCCAGUCAGUUUGUGCCCAGUCUCAACACUAUAACUUCAAACCAGGACCUUCAAUGGAUGCUUCAGCCCUCUCUUCUGGGCACCCCGGGGCCAUCCAGGGCACUUCGACCAACUUACCCACUGCCACCAAGAAUCCCAUCUAUGAAUCCUCAAUUUUCUCAAUCCCAUUUAUCCCGGCCAGGUGUUAUUAGAGCUGCUACAGCUGUUGGCAGCUCAACAAGAAGCAGACAUGAUGAACAUCUAUCCCCUGAGGAACUUGAGCGGCGUAGAAUUAGAAGGGAGCGUAACAAAAUGGCUGCUGCCAAGUGCAGGAAUCGUCGACGCGAACUGACUGACACGCUGCAAAACGAAACUGACCAGUUAGAGGAUGAAAAAUCACGUCUGCAGAAGGAGAUCGCAGAGCUUCAGAAGCAAAAGGAAAAGCUUGAGUUGGUCCUCGAGGCCCAUAGACCCAUUUGCAAAGUCCAGGACUCUGACUCGGACUCCGACUCAAACAAUGACCUCCCGACACUGAGUGGAAUCAAGGUUGAGCCUGCGGACCCUGAUCUUCCUGGACCCUCAGGAGAAUCUAAGAGUCAAAUCAAGCUUAACAAACCCAAGCCCAAAAUUACCAUCCCACCUCCAGCUUCAGCCUCCUCUGUUACCAGCGUAGCUCUAGAAUCAGAGUCUCUUCAUACUCCCGUCGUCAUCUCCACUCCAUCGCUGACUCCUUUUUCUGCCAGCCUGGUCUUCUGCUACCCCUCUUCUUCAGUGGAUUCCAGCUCAGCGACUUCAUCCCAAGCCCCUAGUCUCGCCGCCUCUCAACACGCUACCAGCCAGUCUUCUCGUAACCCUCAGCCGUGUGGUGUCGCUCAUCGCCGCAGCAGCAGCAGCGGGGAUCAGUCAGAUCAUUCUCUCAAUUCACCAACUAUCCUCACCCUUUGAUUUCUCACCUGCUGUGAGGGAAAAGUGUUUAUGACUUUCAAAAGUGUCCUUACUACUACAUGCAAGCAAGCAUAAGCAAGUACUGCAUGUGUUAUGCUUUUACCUGUGUAUUCUGUUUACCUUUAUUAAUAGCAAUUAUCUAGUCACUUGAAUGCAUUAUAAGAAUACAGAAGCACGUGUUAAAGGUGAUGGGUGUAACAUUUUUGAUGUUGAAAUGCUUUCUCCUGUCCCAGCUUAAUGAGGAGACACAACUAUGCCAUUCGAUGGCUGAUUAGUAAUACUGGCUAAACCAGGGGCGUGAAUUGGCGUGGACUGUCUGUUUGUCCAACCAAUGAUGACAGUCUUUAUUUUUGCCAUUUGAGUCGGUGACGCUAGUGAUGCAGAAAUUACACACUUCACCUUUAUGUAUGUGUAGUGCAAAAUGAAAAGUAACUUUUAUAUGAAGUAGACUGAAAUCAUCACAGCACACACACACACACACGUGUUGUAGUUGUCAUAAGUACCGACUUCGAUACCAAGUCGGUACUGAAAUUUAAAAAAUGUGACGUUUUGAGCACUGUUGAGCGGAUGCACUCAACCUAUAUGUCUGUGAUCGGCUACAAUGAUCAUCGCACGGGAGCGUUUGAAAGCACACUGAAGUGUUUGAAUUCGAAAGCGCUUUGAAAGCAGAAGCAGGAGCGUUUGAAAGCAGCCAUUUAUCAGCGGAAGAACACCCCCGUGUGCAAAGACGCUUGGUAAAGAGUGUCAUUGAUGCUUAAUUACAACAUGUUUUUGAAGCGUUGAUCUUUGUAGCCAAUCACAGACAUAUAACUGAUGAGUGUGUGAACACAAUGGCCAAUCAGAGGUGUUUACGAAUCCGCUCAAAAUUUCACUACAGACUUGGUACUGAAGUUGGUACUGUAAUAUAUAUAUAACAUUGAAAAGAAAACUGACUGACAUUUAAGCCCAUAACGUUUGACUGCAGUGGCAUUAAUAAUAGUAUUAUUGAUAUUCAUUUAUUUCAACUACACAUUUAGUAUAUCGUUGACGGUACUGUCACAGUUAAAUAUCUGGCCUACUAACAAAUUUAGAGGUUGCUGUGGAAGUUUGAGAGUUAGUGAGAGCACAAUGUAGAUCGCUCACCAUUAUGCCCUUCAGGAAACUGUGUUAAAGCAAUUUUUAGAGUGUCUAUUAAGUUAUUUAUUAUUAUGUUACCAACUUUAGAAAUGUUAUAGUUUCAAUUGAUGGAUUUGAAUUUAUGUCAGUUCUACUGUCUUGCUAUAGACGUUUGUGGAUUUACACAGUGUACUGCUAUCUCUUUGUCAUGUCAUUUUAUGUUUUUAACCUAGAUUUUAAGAAACAUAUUGUGAUAAUAACAGUGUGUGCUGAAUAAGCUAGUUUUAAAGAAACUGAAGGGACGUAGCCUUACCUGGUUCUUUACAUACAAUGUCUGCAACACAACAACUCAACACUGAGAAUGUACACUUCAAUGACCGGCUCACUGUUACACUGGUUAAAUUAUAUUUUAACUUCACCGAACACUUCAGUGGUUACUCUACAGUGGUUUUUCCCUACAAGUACAACGGUGUGUGAUUCACAGGCCAGUAGAAGUAAAUUAUUAAGAUUUUAUACUGUAUUUAAUACACUAUGUUAGAAUCUACUAUCACUUGACCACAUAUAGUUUUGUAUUUAUUUUUGAAAAAAAAAGAUUUUUAAAAAAUACUUUUUACUGGAAACAUGUUGCAUGCUGUUUAACAUCUAAUAAUAAAUGAUUACUGAAAAUAUGUGCUGCUAUUGGGAAUGUUAUGACUUCUGAGCUUGAAAUUAGGAAUUCCAUUUAUUCCUAUUCUGUAUGAAAAAAAAAAAAAUCAGUUGAAGUUGAUAUAUGGCCCCUUCAUAAGACUAUUUGUAGCUGUAAUGUUAUUUCAGGGGGCACACAGAUAUAUAAAUAAUGAAGUAAAUGUUUAGUAAGUUACAUAAUGGAAAGCAAGUCUCUCUCUGCACACAGGGGUAUGAGGAGGGGUUGAGGACACCAUUUCCUCCUAGUUCAAUGAGUCACAAACACAUUUGCCUCUGAACUGAAUCCAGUUGUUAAACACCCUCCUCUAACAGUGUUGAUCUUAAUGUGAUGUUUGAAAAAUUAAACAAUUAAAUUUCUACUCAGGA